Molecule: messenger RNA, 230 nt
Organism: Colletotrichum phormii
Lineage: Eukaryota; Fungi; Ascomycota; Sordariomycetes; Glomerellales; Glomerellaceae
Exons: 1
Coding region: 20-202 (60 amino acids)
Source: RefSeq, a predicted model, not a curated record
UCGCAACUCAAAAAUUCCCAUGUGUCUACACUCUAUGGAAAGGGAACGAUCCCGAAUCCCACCUCGCAACAGGGCCUCGCAUGGCAAGCGGCAUGAGAAUCAGCAAUCGAGGACACCUUCUACGGGUCGCCAUUGGACAAGUCGCUCACUCUCGCCGCCACAUCCAUUGCUCCACCGUGUAACACCACCCGCCAACGGAUAGAUGACAUGCAACACGCCGAUGGCUGAGG